Messenger RNA from Pyrenophora tritici-repentis Pt-1C-BFP, 864 nucleotides. Its product is annotated as aminoglycoside phosphotransferase. NCBI's taxonomy places the organism in Eukaryota, Fungi, Ascomycota, Dothideomycetes, Pleosporales, Pleosporaceae. The record is from RefSeq and is a predicted model, not a curated record.
AUGUCCAAUACUGUAGCCCCAGAGAAAGAGAGCCACGUCAGCAUAGCGCAAUCACAGCCAAUCAACGCCACUGCGUUCAAUCGCUACCUAACGCUCAUCGCCAUUAAGCUUGCUAGGCGCUUCCGAAAACAACCUGAUAUCCCCAUACUAUUUCUUUUCAAGAAGCUAUGCGUAAAGUGCGGUACUCAAGUUGAUCUUAGCGAGGCUUCAACUAUGCAAUUCGUCGCAAAGCAUACCUCGAUUCCAGUCCCUCGCGUUCACUGCGCUUUCACGCACAAAAACCGAACAUAUAUUGUGAUGGAGCGGAUACACGGAGAACCAGUUUGUGACAGCUGGCGUAUACGUUCAGAGGAAAGUAGGGCGAGAAUACUAGCCCAGCUCAAGAACAUGGUUGAGGAGAUGUGUCGCAUCACGCCUCCGGAUGGCAUCGGUGUCGCUAACGUAGAUGGCGGCUCCUUGUAUGAUAUGAAGCUACCUAGUUCAUCGGGUCAUUUCGGGCCUUUUAGGACGAUCCACGACUUUCACAGGUACCUGCGAGGAGGUCUGGAAGCACAGCCAAACCAUUAUCCGGAGAUCAGUGAACUCAUCUCUCAGCAAGACAAAUAUGGGUCCCCUCCACCGGUAUUCACUCAUGGAGACUUGCACAGCGCGAAUAUUCUCGCUUCUGGGGAUAAAGUCGUUGGUAUUGUUGAUUGGGAAACGGCUGGAUGGUACCCUGCUUACUGGGAGUACACUACUGCCUGGAAUGUAAACCCGCGAAAUUUAAUCUGGCGAGAAGCCGUCGACAAAUUCCUGCAGCCUCUGCCGGAAGAACUGAAGAUGGAAAGGAUACGGCUCAAAUACUUUGGAGAUGUGACUGACUAA